Pecten maximus is the source of this 3069-nucleotide messenger RNA. RefSeq names its product nocturnin-like. The transcript has 3 exons. Bases 65 to 1030 code for a protein of 321 amino acids. The record is from RefSeq and is a predicted model, not a curated record. Lineage: Eukaryota; Metazoa; Mollusca; Bivalvia; Pectinida; Pectinidae. Gene Ontology annotation, molecular function: 3'-5'-RNA exonuclease activity.
CUUCCGGUUUAUAAGGAGAAGUCGAAAAAUUACAGCUCUUGAUUCGAAAGGCGAUACCAGAUCGAUGGAGGUGCUAAUUAACAAAUUGAAGGAGGAUAUCUCCAAGCGCAGCCUUCCCUCACUGCUGGACAGAAGUUUUAUUAAUACUAAAGAGGAGGAUGGGCAGUUGAAAAUCAGAAUUAUGCAGUGGAAUAUCCUCGCUCAAGCUCUGACACAAGGAGAUGAUAACUUCAUCAUGUGUCCCCCUGAAGCACUGCAAUGGGACAAUCGCCAGCUACGUGUGGUUGAAGAGUUGGUUCGCUACAGCCCGAGUAUCUUAUGCCUUGAGGAAGUUGAUAUAUUUAAGUUCCUCAAAGACACUCUUGGCCAGGUUGGAUAUGAUGGUAUCUUCACUCCAAAACCAGAUUCACCCUGUCAUAAGUUUGAAAACAACAUGGGAUCUGAUGGCUGUGCUGUCUUCUACCAGACUGACAAACUAGAGCUUCUGCAGCAUGAUAGCAUAGUACUGAGAGGAAAAGAUAAUGAAGAGACAAAUCAAGUGGCUAUCCUGUGUAAAUUUCGACUUAAGGCUAACCAGAAGGUCUUCUAUGUCAGCGUUUGUCAUCUAAAAGCGAAGUCGGGGUUUGAUCACUUACGUCAUCAACAGGGAAAGUUCUUACUUGAAGUUUUGAAGAAAAAGGUAACAAGCCACCCUGUAUUUAUUUGUGGUGACUUCAAUGCAUCCCCCAAAGAGCCAGUUUAUGCUGAGUUUAUUGCGAGUGAGCUCGGAAUCGCCAGUGCCUAUUCUCACCUAUCUACGGAGGGACAGGAGCCGAACUACACAACAUGGAAAAUACGAGGAACUCACGACGGUCAGAAAACAGAAAGUUGUAAAACUAUAGAUUAUAUCUGGUAUUCUACUGAUAAAGCUUCGAUUACCUCAGUAUUAAAUCUGCCUUCACCUGAGGCUAUCGGAGAGGCCAGGCUCCCUUCCUAUACCUACCCCUCUGAUCAUUUCUCUCUCGUAUGUGAUGUUGUCAUCAACAGUUAAGGCAAAACCAAACUAGAUUCUAAGUUAUUUACUUUAGGUAAUAGAUCACAUUUGUAAAAUAGUUUUUAUGCUUGUUAAAAAAUAGGUUUAAAGAUAAGCUUAUUGCCAUUAUCUAUUUUUUGUAAUAAUGAAGUAUUUUGUAAAACAUAAUGGAUUUUUGCAUUUGUAUUGUUAAGUAAUCUGUGUAUUUUGUGUAUUUUUUCAAUAUGAACAAAUAGUGUUAAUGCUGCACCAUUAUUCUGCCAAUGACAUGUGUGAUGAUGCAUAAAAAUUGGUAUUCUGAGAAUAACAAUAUGUUGGACUAAAUAAAUGCAAUGCUUAAAUGAGAUCCUGCAGAAAGUAAUCAUUCUCUUGAAAUUAGAGCUUGAUUUCUAUAUCACAACUUGUUUAUGUACUGUAAAGAGUGGCAUUAUGUAAAAAGAGCUACAAAACAAUUGAAAGAAUAUACAUAGGUAUACUACAACCUAGCAUAACACUUUAUACCAUUUGUAUGGUUUAAGUUAAAGAAAGAAUAUAAAAUGGUGUAACUAAAAUUCUGUAAUGUUUUCUAAUGUAAGGAUAACUGCCACUGUAUAUCUACUAUAAGUAAAAUAUUUAUGAUUGUAUGCAACAAUUGAUUCAUUCUCCAGAAUCUACGAGAUUGAAAUUAAUAUUUUAUCAUUUGUAAUGAGUUCCAUUCAAAUAUUCUCUAAGAUUUUCUGUGGUUACCAGGUGGCAGAAAUUUCCACUAAAAAAUUUAAAAUGGAGGAAUUCUAUGGUAGUUUCAUUUUUUGAUUUUGUAUUAUUAUUGCUUCUGACUCAUUUUGAUCCAACAGAGUUAUUUCCCUUCAUUUCAGUUCGUAAGUUUCUGACUCCAAUAUUUCUUGUUUUGAUUGGUUUAUGGUUUAUAAACCAGAUUGAUAGGUGGGUUUGUCUGUCUGGGUUCUACAGCUGCUUAGUGUUUAUGUACAAAGUCAUGUGUCACAUUUAGUGUUUUAAUUUUCACUGGUGCUUCCUGUAAAAUUCGAUUCCCACCCUGUGUAUGGCAGGAUGUUUAACUUUUCAUCAACAUCAUUAUCAGUGUGAAUACUAUAACCUUUCUAACAACAGCAUCCGUCUAUUGCUUUGUGACUGUGCUCUAGAAUCAUUUGUUUGAUGGGCUUGUUACCAUGUUAACAGCAUUAUUCUCACUAACUCCUAAACAGUGAGUUAAUGCUAUUCUUCAGAGUCCCCCUUCCAUCAAGAAUUAUGGGCAAAUAUUUCAAAACAUAAGUUAAUCAAUUCUACACCUGUCCUGUCAUAUGUAACAGUUGUUAGAGCUCUAUGAAUGAUUUUAUUGCAGUUUUAAGUCAGAAAUACAUUGUAUUUUUUUCUCAAAAAUUUGGAUAUUUUUGCAUACUCUUUAAAAUUUUGAAUGAAAUUUUGAAAUGAUUCCGAGGUCAUCAGUAGAUGAUGCAGUAUUUCUGCUUGACUUAUCAAAAAGGUAGACCUCAACAUGUGAUGUAGUUAUAAUAGACCACGGGGAUUACAUGUAGGUAAUUAUUCCAAAUUUCUACCAUAUUAUUGGCAUAAUUUUUUCAAAUAGUCCAGAAGGAUUUGUCUUAUAGUUUUCUUGCUAAGCAUAUAUCAUUUAUUUGGUAUCUAGCAUACAUACUUUCUAUUAUAGGAAUGUAUUUAGCUUUAAAAAUUUGACUUCGUUAGUACACAAAAUUGAAUAUUAACAUUCUCCAGUCAUUCUGAUCUAUCAGAGUAACUUCCCCUUGUCCUCGCUGUACCAUUACAGCUGGUAUAUGGGACUGACAAAUAUCUCCAGUAAACUUGACAAUAAUUGAUUGCACUUUUUUGUGGGCUUACCUUUACCAUUGUACAAUGAUCAUUGUUGUUAGGAGCCUUACAUUUUAAAUACUUCAUUACAUACAGUUUGAUGUUAUUCAAUCUGGGUGCAAUAUAUAUGUGUACAUAUUUGGUUAAAUUCCUAACUUGUGACUAACUGUGAUAUUUGACUAUUUCUUAAAAAAAAAAAAUCAGUAUUUAUAUCAGAUCUCCUUGUCAUUGCCGAC